UAUAGGUGCUCUUAGCACCUAGACUAUGCCUCUGAUAGUGCAAGUUCAUAGCCAAACAUGCUAAAAGAUGAUUUCCUUAACUUUAUCCUUGUUAGAAAAAUGAAAAAUGUCAUUGUAAAAGUUAUUUUACCUAACCUUUUCAUAUAAAAGGAAGAGAAAAAGAAAAAUCAAGGGUGUAGUUAUUUUGGUUUGUUUAAGGGUACACGUGGUUGGCAGAAAAAUGAGAAGCGGAAAUGGAGUUGUGAGUUCCCAUUGGUCCGAAAUCUAUCCCAGAUUUCAUCUCCAGAUUUCAUUAUCCUAGUUGGCUCCCUCCAAACACUCCCACAGGAUUUCGUCCCCGACCCACACCCACAUAGGAUUGGGAUAAUAAAUCACUCAAUUCUCUUCUUCUUUCUCUUAUUACAAACACACCAAACUUCUAAAAACACUUGCAACUCUAAACACACAAACCUCUUUUGCCCUUGUAAUCGAACUCGGCCAGUAUGGCAGCGACUUCUGGUGCGGUUCUUAACGGCUUGGGCUCUUCCUUCUUGUGCGGAGGGAAGGGAAGCAGCCGCAGCCAGGCUUUGUUCUCCGCCGGAGCCAGAGCUGGAACCUCUGUUUCCCCAAGGAGAAUGAUCGUUGCCGCUGCAGCCGCCCCCAAGAAAUCGUGGCUUCCAGGUGUUAGAGGCGGUGGCAACUUCAUCGACCCCGAGUGGCUCGACGGCUCCCUCCCAGGUGACUAUGGUUUCGACCCUUUGGGACUCGGCAAGGACCCAGCGUUCCUCAAGUGGUACAGAGAAGCUGAGCUGAUCCAUGGAAGGUGGGCCAUGGCUGCGGUGCUCGGAAUCUUCGUUGGCCAAGCAUGGAGCGGCGUGCCAUGGUUCGAGGCCGGAGCUGACCCGGCAGCCAUAGCCCCAUUCUCGUUCGGCUCCCUUCUGGGAACCCAGCUAAUUUUAAUGGGUUGGGUCGAGAGCAAAAGAUGGGUGGACUUCUUCAACCCGGAAUCGCAGUCGGUGGAGUGGGCGACGCCAUGGUCGAGGACCGCUGAGAACUUCGCCAAUGCCACCGGAGAACAAGGAUACCCCGGAGGCAAGUUCUUUGACCCUCUUGGACUGGCCGGAACCCUCAAGGACGGUGAGUACAUCCCGGAUGGGGAGAAAUUGGAGAGACUGAAGCUAGCGGAGAUUAAGCACGCGAGAAUAGCCAUGUUGGCUAUGCUUAUUUUCUACUUCGAGGCUGGUCAAGGGAAGACUCCUCUUGGUGCUCUUGGCUUGUAAAUUAUUGUACCAAAUGUGUUUAUAGAUUGAUUGAGUUUUUGAAAAUAUUUAUGGCACCCACGGGUACUUUGUUUUGGAAAAUGUUAGUAAUUAUCUGUAUUUAACUUAUCCAAAAUUAACGAGUUAAUUAUUAGUUAUCA
This is a messenger RNA of Humulus lupulus (European hop), 1399 nucleotides long. Its product is annotated as chlorophyll a-b binding protein CP24 10A, chloroplastic. The record is from RefSeq and is a predicted model, not a curated record. Gene Ontology annotation, biological process: photosynthesis, light harvesting in photosystem I; response to light stimulus. The coding region runs from base 483 to 1259 and encodes 258 amino acids. Gene Ontology annotation, cellular component: membrane. The transcript has 2 exons. NCBI's taxonomy places the organism in Eukaryota, Viridiplantae, Streptophyta, Magnoliopsida, Rosales, Cannabaceae.